AUGCAUGAUUUUGUCAUGAAGGAUGAUGUCGAAGGAGCCUGCUUGGCGAUGGAAAACACUCAAAUCAAAAAAUGCUCUCGGUCGCUUUCCGAGAUACCCGUGGAAAUAGUGGAAACUAUCCUAGCAUUCGUUCAAUCGCCAAAGGAUAUCUUAAACUUCGCUCUCGCUUCAAAGGCCUGUUAUUGUACAGCCCUGACGCUUUUGUACCGAAAUAUCGACUGGACUGUAGGGCAUACACACACCUUCGCGCGCUCUGCGGCCAUGUGUAGUGCAGAAUUUCUUCGAACACAUCCGGACCUCCUCUCUUCGACGCGUAUCUUGCGCGUUUCGGAGAGGAAGUUACCUCGGGGUCGUGACACGAAGCUCUAUUAUGAUUUCUCAUGCAACGAAUACCCCAUCCAGCCGGCCCGAAAGCCGAGGAGCUUACCAAACAUACCUAUUGAGCCUGGAGGCCGCAACUUUCCCGAUACAUUCCACGCAACGAAUCGCGUGCUUGACAUUCUUCCACGUUUCUCUGGCCUUACAGAACUGAUUCUACGGAGCAUAACCCUACCUCGCACGUUCUACCAGAGCGUCCAUGCUCUUUCGGGAUUGCAAUUGCGCCGCAUUACCAUCCGCUCCUGCCGAUUGACAACUCGAUAUCCAUCGGGCUAUGAUCCAACUCAGUUACAGCUAACAGAACUGUCCAUAUUCAAUGUGGUUGCGAGAUCACCAAAGCUCAAGGCGCUACUGAAGCUCGCACGCAGCCCGACACUCCGUGUGUUGCGUCUAGAUAGGAGCAUCGAACGUGCUCUCGGCUCUCUCGUUGCGCAUGGCUUACCAUCUUCUGUUCAUACUCUGGAACUUGACUGGCGUGGAAGUAUCCAUCCCGAUCGUCAAGGCUGCAAAAUGCUACUGUUCUUCCUCAACAGCUGUAGUCAUGUGCAGCAUCUCGAAUUAGUUGAUAUGGGCAAGCUGGACUCAUUCGAUCUUUACCCAGCGAAUAAGCGUCUGAAGGCCGAUGCUUUGCCGUCUCUCGCGAGCCUCGCCGUUCCUGCACCGUAUUUAGAAACUUUCCUCCCUGGUCGUGCCAUUGGCAGUGUGACGUUAACGGACACGACCCAACGCGAGAACAACACGGCGAGCACCACACGGAAAUUCCUCACCGUGACGGAGGUGGAGUCGGUACUAAAGAUUUUGCGAAAGUCCUCUGUUUCACUCCGGUCUUUGAAAUUCAACUUGCAGACGUGGGAUAAGGAGUUAUUUUACAUGCUAGCGAGGGAGCAGCGGAGACUAAAGGAGCUCCAUAUUGCCUACCAGUUUGGAAGAGUGGACGACAAUUUCUAUAUGAUCCUCGGUAACCUCAUUGAGUUUCCGCAUAUGGAGCGACUACACCUUUACAAGUUGGGCGAUAAUAUGGCGGGAACCGAGGAUGAUCGUUUCAUUGAUCAGAAGGAAUACAUGAUCAUCUGGCAAAUUCAUAUGCCGGACCUUUGCGAGGUCGCGUUGUCUCCGGAUAUUAUUUGGGCGCGAGCACCCGCGGUACCGAACUUACCAGGCGGCCGGAGGAUGAAACGGAUGUGGUUUCGAUGCGCUAUAGAACCUAUGGAUGGUGCUGAAUCCCUUGUCGCUGUGGCGUCUCCGAAAGAGACUUCGCAGUACGAUGCUUCUCGAGCGGAACGAGAACAACGCCGUAUUGCUUUUCGACACCAUGCUGCGUUCCAGAACUUUUUCCAGCAUACUCAGCACCACUCUUUGCUGCAAGGCAACGGAGGAGAAAUGAUCCCUGAAGAUAUAAUGAUGGAAGAAGAGCUUGACAUUGAAGUGGAGGAUUUUCACUAG
Molecule: messenger RNA, 1821 nt
Organism: Fomitiporia mediterranea MF3/22
Lineage: Eukaryota; Fungi; Basidiomycota; Agaricomycetes; Hymenochaetales; Hymenochaetaceae
Exons: 2
Coding region: 1-1821 (606 amino acids)
Source: RefSeq, a predicted model, not a curated record